This is a messenger RNA of Phytophthora nicotianae INRA-310, 1324 nucleotides long. RefSeq lists its product as hypothetical. The transcript has a single exon. NCBI's taxonomy places the organism in Eukaryota, Oomycota, Peronosporomycetes, Peronosporales, Peronosporaceae. Gene Ontology annotation, molecular function: thioredoxin peroxidase activity. Gene Ontology annotation, cellular component: cytosol. Gene Ontology annotation, biological process: cell redox homeostasis; hydrogen peroxide catabolic process; response to oxidative stress. The coding region runs from base 75 to 1208 and encodes 377 amino acids. The record is from RefSeq and is a predicted model, not a curated record.
GAUCUUUUCGGUCAUCAUACGUGAGGCUCAAAAAGAGCUCCUCAUUCUCGAAAAAAAGCACAACCGUAUCAACAAUGCGUGCUAUGCAGAUUAUCCGUCGCGUUGCGGCCGCUCGUGCGCUGCCGUCUGCCGCUCGCCUUGCCCCGCGUACCGCUGCUCCCUUCCUGUCCAACUCGCUGGUGGCCACUCGUCAGCCGCUGCGCACGUUCGCCACGGACGGCGAUGAUUUCUUCUUCGAGGACGACGAGGAGGAUUCGUUCGUGCAGUAUCCGCCCGUUGCCGCGCGUGUGCAGCACCAGGCGCCGCAAUUCACGGCCCAGGCUGUGGUGAACGGCGACAUCACGGACGUGUCGCUGGAUACGUACCGUGGCCAGUACGUGGUGCUGUUCUUCUACCCGAAGGACUUCACGUACGUGUGCCCCACCGAGAUCAUCGCGUUCAACGACCGCGCCGAGGAGUUCAAGGCGCUCAACACGCAGCUGAUCGCCGUGUCCUGUGACUCGCCUGAGAGCCACUUGGCCUGGACGCGUCUGCCGCGCAACAAGGGCGGUCUGGGCAAGAUGGACAUCCCCAUCGUCUCGGACAUCACCAAGGUCAUCUCGGCUAAGUACGGCGUGCUCGUGGAACAGGCCGGCGUGGCUCUGCGUGGUCUGUUCAUCAUGGACAAGGAGGGCGUUCUCCAGCAGAUCACUAUCAACAACAUGCCCAUUGGCCGCAGUGUCGACGAGACGCUGCGUCUUAUCAAGGCUCUGCAGUUCGUGGAGGAGCAUGGCGAGGUGUGUCCGGCCAACUGGCAGCCUGGUGACAAGACCAUCAAGGCCACGCCUACGGACAGCUACGAGUACUUUUCCACGGUCAAGGACGAGGCCGGGGACGACGAUGCUGCCGUGUUGACGGUCGUGAAGACCAAGGCCCAGUUCGACGCUCUGAUCAAGAGCGGCAAGCCCGUCGUGGCGGACUUUAUGGCCCCGUGGUGCGGCAAGUGUGCUCAGAUUGCUCCGUUCUUCGCAGACCUGGCUGAAGCCCACCCGGAGGUGACGUUCGCGAAGCUGGACGUGUCCAUUCCGGAGGUGGAGAAGCUCAAGGACGACCUGGAUGUCGGUGCGUACCCGGAGUUCCGCUUCUUCAAGGACGGCAAGGAGGUUCAUGAGAAGAUCUCCGGUUACAAGAAGUCGCUGCUCAAGAACGCCGUGCAGAAGCUGCUCUAAGUUACUGAUCUCAGCUAUGCGCAGCAUGGGUAACUUCAUUUUCAGCAAACAUUUUCAAUAAGAAAACGCAAAAGUGGUAACUUUUACAAAAGAUUUCGAGAAAAUUGACCUAGGCA